Messenger RNA from Penicillium atrosanguineum, 378 nucleotides. RefSeq lists its product as uncharacterized. Bases 1 to 378 code for a protein of 125 amino acids. NCBI's taxonomy places the organism in Eukaryota, Fungi, Ascomycota, Eurotiomycetes, Eurotiales, Aspergillaceae. The record is from RefSeq and is a predicted model, not a curated record. The transcript has a single exon.
AUGCAUUUUACCAAUGUCGCUGCCCUGGCCCUUGGCCUCUUCGCCUCCUCCGGCCUCGCCAUUCCUUCUUGGGUCAAGCCUGCCACUAUCCAGCUCGCUAACGAGCAAUCUGGAACGAGUGCCAACGUCGCUGUCCCUGUCGAUGGUGUGAAACGUCCCAUCCAGGAGCUCUGGGGCCACACUGCAGUUGCACAUGAGGGCCUUGUCUUCGCUUCAAGCGCCAUGAUCACUGCUUUCCAGCAAACCACUGUUUGCGAAUUUACUGAAGGGCCACGUCUAGACGUGAAACUGGAUGCUGAGAAGACAUACGCUUCUUUCGGGGGAGGUGUGAGGGACCUUUGUGCCGCCUAUGUGGUGUGCAAGUGUGAGGGCAUGUGA